GACCAAUCAGUCGCUGGAGCUCAUCGCGCCUCCGUCACGGUCACGUAUCUCCGUCGCGCUCUAACCUCAAUCCUAUCGCUGCGUCCGUCGCGCUUCCUCCCGCGACCUCCUCUCUUUCACGUCUCUCUCCCCCUGACCCCCCCUCCUUCCAUCCUCUCUCUCGACGCGCUCCUCUUCCUUCUCCUCCUCUUUCUUCUCCUCCCGUCGCCGCUGCCCUCUUCCUGUCGCGUAUACGUACCGCGCCGUUUGUCUCUUCCUCUCCCGCCCUCUCUCUUCUCUCUCUCUGUCUCUCUCUUUCUCUCUCCCUCCCGCGUAGAAUCGACUCAGUGUAUCGCGCGAUUUUACGUGCUUCCGUACGUGUAUUACGGACGGCAUCGGACAUCCAGGAUGCAGGCCAUCAAGUGCGUGGUCGUCGGCGACGGUGCGGUGGGUAAAACGUGCUUGUUGAUCAGCUACACCACCAAUGCAUUUCCCGGGGAGUACAUACCAACGGUGUUCGACAACUAUUCCGCGAAUGUGAUGGUGGACGGUAAGCCGAUCAAUCUCGGCCUGUGGGACACGGCGGGACAGGAGGAUUACGACAGACUACGGCCGUUGUCUUAUCCACAAACUGACGUUUUUCUGAUUUGCUUCUCGCUGGUGAACCCGGCGAGUUUUGAGAACGUGCGCGCCAAGUGGUAUCCGGAAGUACGUCACCACUGUCCUGCCACUCCGAUUAUCUUAGUCGGCACUAAGCUGGAUCUGCGCGAGGACAAGGAGACCAUUGAGCGUUUGAAAGACAAGAAGCUAGCUCCCAUUACUUACCCUCAGGGUUUGGCAAUGGCAAAGGAGAUCGGCGCUGUCAAAUACUUGGAAUGCUCCGCCCUGACGCAGAAAGGCUUGAAGACUGUGUUCGACGAGGCGAUACGCGCCGUGCUGUGCCCCGUUCUGCAAGUGAAGCCAAAGCGCAGAUGUUUCCUUCUAUAAUAUUAAAUGUAUCCCUCUUUGCACGUUGGUACUGGAAUGUGUUAAAAAAAAGUGUCACGUCGUCUCAUCUCCAGUGUACCAAGCACCACAAUCGAAUCGAUCGGGUGAAUUACCGACUAUUUGGAACCCCAGUUGUACCAGCCUACGUCAGCAAAGAGGCUGCAAAACUUCUGCCAGCACAUAAGCGCACAAACGUCAGUUCGGUAUCAAAUUUCCAGCGAGCAAAACAAAAGAGGGUUCACAGGGAAUCGUGAAUUCGAAAUAUUAAAAUUUAUUCUUAUGUGGCCUCCAGCACAUCCUAAAGGAGAGAUAAAUUACGGGGGAGGUUUCCUGCUGUCUACGCGAGCAAAACUUCCAGUCUAGACAGUCUGAUGAUGUUAUAGGGCUAUAAAAUGCGAAUCGACUGGAUGUUCUAAGCGAAAGGAGUGUAAAAGAAGCCAAAAUAACUGAACUAACCACUGUACAGUAUACUAGAAGUACGUUAUUAAUAUUACAAUUAAUAAUUAUAUAAUGAAUGGUAAAAGAAAAAAAGCAAAUAUUACCAUAUAAUUGUAUAAGCGUCCAAACACUGACUGUAUAACACUGAUCAGUUUAAUCAAAGAGGAAAACCAUUUUAUGCUAUUUGCCAUUGUACAUUUUAGGUAGGACACGUAUAGUUAACGCAUUUAAAAUGGAAAAAAAAGACGAAAAAAAAAAUCAGUAGUUUUCCUUAUCGCGAAGGAUUUCAAUAUGCAUCAUGAUAUGAAUUCAGAGAGAAAGAGAGAAUAUUUUUUAGAGAUAUGUGCGUAGAAUACAUGGCAAAUCUGUUUGGACGAUAUUCAUAUAGAUGUUCAUUAUAAAUGUGAAUAACGGUAACUCCACGCAUAUAUACAUUUCUCCAAGUACUUAGAGCAACCAUAAGUAUUUCUUUUGAUUCCGAACGUUCAAUGCAAUAUAUAUUAUUGGAAGCUUUAACGGAGCUUCGACAGAGUUGCUUUCACACGCAAAGAGAAUUCGUUAGCCUCUGAAAAAAUACCGAUCUGUUAUUUUCGUAAAAGUCCUAGGUUUGAGAAAUUGUAUAUAAAAUCUAAUUGAAGGCGUUGGAUGCGUUAAUCGAAUGCCAUUCAAUGUUCACUGUGCACGUCCUAUAUUUAAUUCUGUUGAAACGCAAUGGUUUAACAAUAUAGUUUCGCUUCGAGGGUGAGUUUCUGAAAACGAUAAUUAACCGAUAGACGCGCGAAAAAUAAAAUAAAAUAAAAAACCUGAUAGCUAUAUUUUCCAAGCGGAAUCGGUAGCGCAGCGCGGCCGCAUAACAUGGCUUCCUUCUUCCACUAAAUUGGUUAACAUUAUCGUAAAUGUUACAUACCGUAAUUUAAGAAAAAGGGAAAAAAAUAGCUAACUGUACAAGAGUUCUAGAUGUAUGUGAUAUAAGUAUAAAUGUCAAAUCGAGUUUAACGAUUUCUCUGCUUCGUGUUGUUCCGAUCUUGCACGUUGCCUCUUGCGCGGUGAUCUGUGAUUAGUGCGCACAAUGCAUGUUCUUUCUCACAGGAAUUACCGUGUCAUCGGGCUGGAAUUGAAAAGGGGAAAAAAAAACGAGUAUAAUGCCGCAUUUAGAAAAAGAAAAACAGGAUACGACUACUGAAGCAGAGGACGCGUGAAUGUUUUGUAUGCGCGAGAAAAACGAGAGACUGUUAACCAGUACGGAAGAGAGAAUGAAUUUGAGAGUGAAGCAUGAAUGUGUAAGUAUAUAAUGAGAGAGAGAGAAUUCGCUAUAACAUAACAACUGUACAUAAAUGCUGAACUUCAAAUGUAUUCCUACUUAUUACCACAUAUAGUAUACGACUUUUACGUACGCGCGUAUGCGUAUAUUGUAAGUGGUAAUACGAGCCAUAUACAUAUAUACAUACAUAUAUACAUAUAUAUAUAUAAAUAGAUUAUAUAUAUGUAUAUGUAUAUAAAAGUCGCUGAUCGAAUCUAAAUCGUUACUUGUUUUUUUAUAUAUAUAUUAUAAAUAUGUAUAAAACAAAACGCUGGGGAGGGGAGGGGAAGCUGGACCAAGACCUAACUAGACUCUCAAUCAUCGCAGAUUCUAUAUUAAUCUCUGUGCAAUCUGUUUGAGAAAGAAAUGAAGAUUCGGUCCGUACGGAAAAAGAAUCAUAAAAACUAUUGUAACUAAAUAUGCUUUAUUAAAUGGGUGUUUAUUAAA
This is a messenger RNA of Temnothorax curvispinosus, 3151 nucleotides long. RefSeq names its product ras-related protein Rac1 (gene Rac1). The record is from RefSeq and is a predicted model, not a curated record. Gene Ontology annotation, cellular component: cell cortex; cytoskeleton; cytoplasmic vesicle. Bases 388 to 966 code for a protein of 192 amino acids. The transcript is spliced from 3 exons. Gene Ontology annotation, molecular function: GTPase activity; GTP binding; protein kinase binding. Gene Ontology annotation, biological process: motor neuron axon guidance; cortical cytoskeleton organization; regulation of cell shape. Lineage: Eukaryota; Metazoa; Arthropoda; Insecta; Hymenoptera; Formicidae.